AUUGAAUUGAAUUCAUCAUCAUUUUUAAGUUGUAAAUAAAACGCCCUUUUUUGGCGAUCCAUUCAUUUGAAAGACAAUUGAGUGGCAAAACUGAUGAAAUGAUUUUUGACAAAAACCCUUUUAUAAAACUGGCGGACGAAACAGUAUUAGCGGAUAAGUCCAGAAAAAGUGAACCGGAACAAUCAGAUGACGAGAAUUUUGUGAAUCAAAUGAAAGGCUUUGAAGGAAACGAUAAAUCAGUGAAAAACAGUGAAGCGAUGAAAGAAAAUAUCGAAAUGAUUGUAAUCGCGGACAAUACUAAUGGGAACCAAUCGACCACAAGAACUGAAUCCAUUGCUCUCUUUCACAGCAACUUAAGUAAUAGUAAUAUCAACGAUAAUAACAGCAAUGAUUGCAUUGAGAGAAUGGCCGCAAAUAACACGACUUCGAGUGUCAUUGAUCUCGAGGUCGAUGUCCACCACAGAAACAGUUCUGGUUCUUCGAUCGGCAUCUCUUCAGAGCCGUCUAAGAGUCACAGCGAGACUAUCAACACAUCGGAGAUCGCGGUCAGCAAUAGUCCCACUUUAAUGACAGCACCGGCACUACUGUUGGGCCAAAACUGUGAGUUUAUGUCUGAAUUGGCGGUUGAUUUGGAGUCAAACGAAUUUGUGUCUCAUCUGAACUCCGGAAGUGAUAUGAAUAUAACGGAUGACACGGAAAGUUGUGAGAGACUGAAGGGUACGUCACUUGAGUUGGGAUUUAUGGCUCAGGACCCGGCAGUGCUCAGGGCUCAGACCAAUGCAGCCAAUGAUCCGCCUUCGAGUCGCAAACGUGUGGACAAUAUUGUCCGCAGAGCUCGCAGUGAAUUGGAAACAACUCAGUGUUCAGCAGACAAACGAAUCUCAUCUCUUCCGCCGUCACAUCCCGUGAGUCUUGAGAUAAUCGGCACAACAAGAGUGGACAGCAGUUUAGUGGACGCGUCCAAUGAUGACAACGAGAAUAUGUUGAGGAGAACGACACCAAAUCUGAACGAAAAUAUAUCGAUGUUUAGCCAACAGAACAAAGACUGCAUCAAAGCCUCAAAUAGUCCUAAACUGAGUUCUACUAAAUAUGAGACCAUAAGUAGUUCUCCCGUCCUUUCAGAGCAAACGACCAAAAGUUUGGGUGAAAAAGAAGCGCAUGUAUUGAUUGAAGUGGAGACCACUCAACCCAAGAAACCCAAAACCAGUGAUUGCGAUGACGGCGACGAAAGUGAUGUCUCUCUCGUCGUUAACUUCUCGGCAAAAGUCAAGAAACGAAAGGUUCAGAAGUCAUCAAAACCGCGGAGAACUUUAAACAGAAGAAAAGUGUCGAAGUCUUGCAGUUCUGGAAAGAUUUCGAUGAAUAAAAAGUGUGAUAAAGUGUUGCCAUUCAUUGAUAAUACCAUUUCGAGUAACGAAUUAAACAAAAAAGCUCUGCAAAUAUGCUUUUCCAGUGAAUCAGAUAUUGAAAGCAGUCAUAACGGAAGCGAUUCCUAUACAUCCAGAAGCAGUUCUCUUACAUCAAGUCAUUCGUCAACCUCUUUGAACGACGAAACCACUCCAUUGACCGCUUCAUUGCCACCAGAAAUGGAUAAUAAGAGCAACGCUUCCAACUCUCGCAACAACUCUAUAGCACUCGAGCCUAAAUGUAUUGCCGGUCCUUCAAAGCAGACUUCAUAUGAUAAUAAAAGUGAUUUAAUUAAAAAACUUUCUGAAAUGCCAUUUAAAACCGAAAGCGAAGACUUUGUACAGAAUAAUGAACUCAAGGUUUUGAGGAAUGAAUUACAGAGAAAAAGAAAGAGUUCUAAGAGAAUGGAUCCGAACGCCAGCUUUUAUUCGCAACAAAGUAUGGUUCAGUCGGAACCCAAUAAUGAUUUGAUUGCCGGCGCCUCUCAUAUAAGUGGUGUGGAAUCGUCUCAAAACAUUAACGCAGACAACGGUCCGCCGCCUUAUAUGUUGGCUCGCAUUCUGUCGGCUCCGGGAACUCAUUUGGCGAAAUCACACGAAGACACUAAUAUCGGUGCC
Medioppia subpectinata is the source of this 2024-nucleotide messenger RNA. NCBI's taxonomy places the organism in Eukaryota, Metazoa, Arthropoda, Arachnida, Sarcoptiformes, Oppiidae. The record is from the annotation of a GenBank genome assembly.